CUCUCACAUUCGUAUUCCCUCUGUCGAUCACGUGACUUUUUGUGAACCAGGAAGUGAGCGGUGUCUUUGAAAACACGGCGCCAGCUGCCACAGAUUCACUGAAAGUGAUAUUUUGCUGAUGCCCUCAGUUUCAAAGUGAUGCCAGCUUCGGAGCCGGUCCGGUUGGGUCGUAAACGAGCCCUGCCCACCUGCCCGAACCCUCUCUUCCUCAGGUGGCUCACCGAGCUGCGGGACCAGGCCAGAGAGAAAGGGCUGAAGACCCAGCACGUCUACCAGAAGGCCAUCAGCUCUCUGAACAAAUACCCUCUACCGCUCAAAAACGCCAGAGAGGCAAAGAUCCUCCAGAACUUUGGAGACGGGAUCUGCAAAAUACUGGACGAGAAACUGCAGCGAUAUUACAGAGAAAACGGUCCAGAAGCUCCCAUCCACUCUCUCCCCGAGGGAGCGCCCCCUGCUGGCAGACCGGACAACAACAGCCUGGCUCCCACCAGGAAGAGGAAUGCUGCAGGAGACGGAGGGAAGGAAACAAGAGAAGGAGGAGGAGGAGGAGGAGGAAGAGCAGGAGGAGAAGCCGGAAAGAGGAAAAAGCGGGAGUACGUUCCCCAGAAGAGGUCGGGCGGCUACGCUGUCCUGCUCGCCCUCUACAGGCAGGCCCAGAUCCCGGGUAGUAAAGGUUACAUGUUCAAGCUGGAACUACAAGCUGAAGCCCAGCAUCUGUGUGACAAGUCUUUCACUGUGCCUGAACUGGGCAGCAAAUACACCGCCUGGUCCUCAGUGAGCACGCUGAUCCAGAAGAACCUGGUCCUGAAGACACACAACCCUGCAAGGUAUUCUCUGACAGAAGGAGGUCUGGCUUUGGCCGAGCGACUGGAGUCAGGAGAGCGAGACGGCAACAGAGGACCAGAGAGAGGCAGAGAUGGAGAAGGGGAUGGCGAGGACAGCAGGAGUGAAGGAGAGGAGGAGGAGGACGAAGAGGAAGGAGGUGGUUGUGGGGUCAUGGAUCUUGCUGUGGGUGAUGCGGCACAAGAAGAGAAGGAGGAGAGACUAAACCCCACAGAGAGGCUGGUCAGUGUCGCCCCGCUCAGGACUGACGCUGGUGGGACGAGCUGCUCAGGAAAACCCCAGGCUCCACCAGCAGCGAGCAGAAGGCCCAACGGAGAACGACUCUUACCUGGAAAUUAUGAGAUUAUCCUCUGUGUGGACUUUAUUGAGACAACUGGCGGCAGCCACCACUGUAAGCAGGAGCUGGUCAAAGAGCUCCAGAGGAACAGAGUGACCUUUGACAUCAGGAAGCUGAACGUCGGGGACUUCCUGUGGGUGGCUCGCGAAAAGGUCGCGCCCGUUCCAGGGCAGCUGCGUCCCCCUCCAGGCAGGGAGCUGGUCCUCGACUACAUCAUCGAGAGGAAGAGGAUGGACGACCUGUGUGGCAGCAUCAUCGACGGGCGCUUCAGGGAGCAGAAGUUUCGUCUGAAGAGGUGUGGUCUUCGCAGGCCCAUCUACCUGGUGGAGGAGUGCGGGACGGCAGCUUCACACCUGAGUUUACCUGAAACCACGCUACAGCAAGCCAUUAUCAACACACAGGUGGUCGACGGCUUCUUUGUGAAGAGAGUCCAGGACGUGAAGGAGUCGGCAGCCUACCUCACUGUUAUGACCAGAUACCUGUCCAAACUGUACCAGAACCGCACGCUGAUCUGUCGCUCCAGAGAGCUGGAGGGGGACGGAGAGAGCGACGAGGAGGAGAGAGGGAACCCGUCCUGCACGCUCAUAUCCUUCACCGAGUUCAACCAAGGGGCCAUCAAGAACAAGUGUCAAACAGUGAGAGAGGUGUUUGCCAGACAGUUGAUGCAGAUCAGUGGUUUGUCUGGAGACAGAGCAGCUGCCAUACUGGAACACUACAGCACUCCACGCAGUCUUUUAACAGCCUAUGAACAGUGUGCCAGUGAAGCAGAGAAAGAAAAACUCCUGUCCUCCAUCCGUUAUGGGAAACUCAAAAGGAAUCUGGGUCCAGCUCUGAGCAGAACAGUGUACCAGCUGUACUGUACACAAGGAGCGCUGUCAUAGACACACUCAUUCACACACACACACACACACACAACCUCACUCACCCACUAAUGCAAAAAACACUUUGUCACAUCCAGACUUAACCAUUUCCCUGUGGUUUUACAUUCAUGACCGUUUACAUCUGUGUAUGUAAAUAUAAAGAUGCUGCUAUAUUUUAUGAAUUUUAUUGCUGCUAAGUUUUGUAUGAAGACUUCCACAAAGUAAAGUUUUGGAUUUUGCCUCAAUAAAGUUUCUCAUUUUGAACAGUU
Messenger RNA from Myripristis murdjan (pinecone soldierfish), 2309 nucleotides. It is a transcript of the gene mus81, whose product is annotated as MUS81 structure-specific endonuclease subunit. Gene Ontology annotation, cellular component: nucleus; Holliday junction resolvase complex. The record is from RefSeq and is a predicted model, not a curated record. Gene Ontology annotation, biological process: DNA catabolic process; mitotic intra-S DNA damage checkpoint signaling; double-strand break repair via break-induced replication. Bases 139 to 2061 code for a protein of 640 amino acids. Gene Ontology annotation, molecular function: 3'-flap endonuclease activity; crossover junction DNA endonuclease activity; DNA binding. NCBI's taxonomy places the organism in Eukaryota, Metazoa, Chordata, Actinopteri, Holocentriformes, Holocentridae. The transcript has 17 exons.